GAACUCUGACCCCCGGGAGCCGGAGCCGCGCCGCAGCCAAAGCGACCCGCCGGACCGGCCACCGGGCCCGCCAGGGAUGUCUAAAGAGUGAUUAAGCACACCUGAUGGGAAGUCUUAACACAGAUACCCUAGGAAAUUCUGGUGAUUAAAGAUCAUGGCAACCAUAGAGGAACUGGCCCAUCAAAUUUUUGAACAGCAGAUGGGAGAGGUUACACAUUCCCAGGAAGGUGGUACACAGACACUAAUGGAUGGGGCAGCACAGCGAAUACAGAUUGUCCCUGCAGAUUCGGGCCUCUCUUUAUCACAGCGGAUACAGAUUGUCACAGAUCAGCAGACGGGCCAGAAGAUUCAGAUUGUUACAUCACUUGAUCAGAGCUCAGCAGGCAAGCAGUUCAUCUUAACAAAUCAUGAUGGCUCUACCCCAAGCAAGGUGAUCCUUGCCAGACAAGAUUCCACUCCAGGAAAAGUUAUCCUAGCAACUCCAGAUGCUGCAGGUGUCAACCAACUGUUUUUUGCAUCCCCUGAUAUAUCUGCACAACACAUCCAGAUUUUAACGGACAACUCCCCCAAUGAACAGGGCCUAAAUAAAGUGUUUGAUCUGUGUGUUGUGUGUGGAGACAAAGCAUCAGGGCGUCAUUAUGGAGCAGUGACCUGUGAGGGAUGCAAAGGAUUCUUUAAAAGGAGCAUACGGAAGAAUUUGGUUUAUUCGUGCCGGGGAACGAAGGACUGCGUCAUUAACAAGCACCACCGGAAUCGCUGCCAGUACUGUAGGCUGCAGAGAUGCAUCGCCUUUGGCAUGAAACAGGAUUCUGUACAGUGUGAGAGGAAACCUAUUGAAGUGUCAAGAGAAAAAUCUUCGAACUGUGCAGCUUCUACAGAAAAGAUCUACAUUCGGAAAGAUCUCCGUAGCCCAUUAGCUGCAACCCCAACUUUUGUAACAGACAAUGAAACAGCAAGAUCAACGGGUUUACUGGAAUCAGGAAUGUUUGUUAACAUUCAUCCGUCUGCAAUAAAAAGUGAACCUACUGUGCUGAUGACUCCAGAUAAGGUAGAAGCAUGUCAAGGAGAUUUAAGUACACUGGCAAAUGUAGUGACUUCAUUAGCAAAUCUCAGUAAAUGCAAAGACGUCUCACAAAGCAGUACAGAGCUAUCCAUGAUUGAAAAUUUGAGUAAUGGAGAUGCAUCAUUAUCUGAACUCAAGCAAGAAGAACAAGCUAGUAGUGAUGUUACAAGGGCAUUUGAUACUCUUGCAAAAGCACUAAAUCCAGGAGAGAGUGCAGCAUGCCAGAACUCUGAAAGCAUUGACACCAGUGCACAGCUGCUUGGGGGAGAAACAAGCAUGAACAUCGUGGAAAUAGAGGGGCCACUACUCAGUGAUGCUCAUGUAGCAUUCAGGCUCACCAUGCCUUCUCCUAUGCCUGAUUAUCUUAAUGUUCACUAUAUUUGUGAGUCUGCCUCCAGGUUGCUUUUCUUGUCCAUGCACUGGGCACGUUCCAUUCCAUCUUUCCAAGCUUUGGGACAGGAUAACAGCAUAUCAUUAGUAAAAGCCUGCUGGAAUGAACUUUUUACGCUUGGUCUAGCACAAUGCUCACAAGUUAUGAAUGUGGCAACGAUCUUAGCUGCUUUUGUUAAUCACCUUCAAGGCAGUUUACAACAAGAUAAGCUGCCAACAGACAGAGGAAGACUAGUAAUGGAGCAUGUCUUCAAAUUGCAAGAGUUUUGUAACAGCAUGGUUAAACUGUGUCUGGAUGGGUAUGAAUAUGCAUAUUUGAAAGCAAUUGUCCUCUUCAGUCCUGAUCACCCAGGUCUAGAAAAUGUGGUACAGAUUGAGAAAUUUCAAGAAAAAGCUUACAUGGAGUUCCAAGAUUAUGUAACAAAGGCGUAUCCGGAUGAUACCUACAGGCUAUCUAGACUUCUUCUGCGAUUGCCUGCUCUCAGGCUGAUGAGUGCUGCCAUCACUGAAGAGCUGUUCUUCGCAGGACUGAUUGGCAAUGUUCAGAUUGACAGCAUCAUCCCAUACAUUCUGAGAAUGGAGACAGCAGACUACAACUCUCAGAUCAUAGGUCAUGGUGUGUAAAAGGAGCGGUCCAGGAUUCUGUACCAUGGCAAUCAUGGUGAUGUAAAUGCAUACCCUGUCUCCAAGAGAUGGUCGUAAGCCUUCCAGUGCACCUUUCCAAAGAAGGCUCAUAUUCCUCCUUUCCAGUACACUUGGGAAACGUGGUGGAGUGUAUUAGGAUAUAGGAUCCCUUCCUGUUCUUCAUCUGUCUUCAAGGACUUGUAAAUUAACUUGCUAUCUGAAGAAGGUCAAGAAUUGUCCAUCCUAUUUUUGUAGGUAGACGGACUUGGAAUAUUUGUUUAUGAAGUUCAGGCUUAUGAGGAAACUGAAGAAGCUUUGAUUGAACUAAGGUAUCUCAACUUAGUUUGAUGUUUUAGACAAAUAAAUUAACUUUCCUCUCUGA
This is a messenger RNA of Melozone crissalis (California towhee), 2459 nucleotides long. It is a transcript of the gene NR2C1, whose product is annotated as nuclear receptor subfamily 2 group C member 1. Lineage: Eukaryota; Metazoa; Chordata; Aves; Passeriformes; Passerellidae. The record is from RefSeq and is a predicted model, not a curated record. The transcript has 16 exons. Gene Ontology annotation, biological process: cell differentiation; anatomical structure development; negative regulation of transcription by RNA polymerase II. Gene Ontology annotation, molecular function: nuclear receptor activity; RNA polymerase II cis-regulatory region sequence-specific DNA binding; zinc ion binding. The coding region runs from base 155 to 2077 and encodes 640 amino acids.